Molecule: messenger RNA, 5052 nt
Organism: Chlorocebus sabaeus (green monkey)
Lineage: Eukaryota; Metazoa; Chordata; Mammalia; Primates; Cercopithecidae
Gene: ADAMTS17
Product: ADAM metallopeptidase with thrombospondin type 1 motif 17
Biological process (GO): proteolysis; extracellular matrix organization
Cellular component (GO): extracellular matrix
Molecular function (GO): metalloendopeptidase activity
Source: RefSeq, a predicted model, not a curated record
AAGGCUGUAGGGCUUCACUCCGGCUGGCGCCGCCGCCUAGCGCGCUCCUGCUUCGCCGCCACGGUCCGGGGGCUGCCGGUCCCGGGUACCAUGUGUGACGGCGCCCUGCUGCCUCCGCUCGUCCUACCGGUGCUGCUGCUGCUGGUUUGGGGACUGGACCCGGGCACAGCUGUCGGCGACGCGGCGGCCGACGUGGAGGUGGUGCUCCCGUGGCGGGUGCGCCCAGACGACGUGCACCUGCCGCCGCUGCCCUCAGCCCCCGGGCCCCGACGGCGGCGACGCCCCCGCACGCCCCCAGCUACCCCGCGCGCCCGGCCGGGAGAGCGCGCCCUGCUGCUGCACCUGCCGGCCUUCGGCCGCGACCUGUACCUUCAGCUGCGCCGCGACCUGCGCUUCCUGUCCCGAGGCUUCGAGGUGGAGGAGGCGGGCGCCGCCGGGCGCCGCGGCCGCCCCGCCGAGCUGUGCUUCUACUCGGGCCGUGUGGUCGGCCACCCCGGCUCCCUCGUCUCGCUCAGCGCCUGCGGCGCCGCCGGCGGCCUGGUUGGCCUCAUUCAGCUUGGGCAGGAGCAGGUGCUAAUCCAGCCCCUCAACAACUCCCAGGGCCCAUUCAGUGGACGAGAGCAUCUGAUCAGGCGCAAAUGGUCUUUGACUCCCAACCCUUCUGCCGAGGCUCAGAGUUCUGGGCAGCUCUGCAAGGUUCUAACAGAAAAGAAGAAGCCGAGGCGGGGCAGGCCUUCGCGGGACUGGCGGGAGCGGAGGAACGCUAUCCGGCUCACCAGCGAGCACACGGUGGAGACCCUGGUGGUGGCCGACGCCGACAUGGUGCAGUACCACGGGGCCGAGGCCGCCCAGAGGUUCAUCCUGACCGUCAUGAACAUGGUAUACAAUAUGUUUCAGCACCAGAGCCUGGGGAUUAAAAUUAACAUUCAAGUGACCAAGCUUGUCCUGCUACGACAACGUCCCGCUAAGUUGUCCAUUGGGCACCAUGGUGAGCGGUCCCUGGAGAGCUUCUGUCACUGGCAGAACGAGGAGUAUGGAGGAGCGCGGUACCUCGGGAAUAACCAGGUUCCUGGCGGGAAGGACGACCCGCCCCUGGUGGAUGCUGCUGUGUUUGUGACCAGGACAGAUUUCUGUGUACACAAAGAUGAACCGUGUGACACUGUUGGAAUUGCUUACUUAGGAGGUGUGUGCAGUGCUAAGAGGAAGUGUGUGCUUGCCGAAGACAAUGGUCUCAAUUUGGCCUUUACCAUCGCCCAUGAGCUGGGCCACAACUUGGGCAUGAACCACGAUGAUGACCACUCAUCCUGCGCUGGCAGGUCCCACAUCAUGUCGGGAGAGUGGGUGAAAGGCCGGAACCCAAGUGACCUCUCUUGGUCCUCCUGCAGCCGAGAUGACCUUGAAAACUUCCUCAAGUCAAAAGUCAGCACCUGCUUGCAAGUCACGGACCCCAGAAGCCAGCACACGGUACGCCUCCCGCACAAGCUGCCGGGCAUGCACUACAGUGCCAACGAGCAGUGCCAGAUCCUGUUCGGCACCAAUGCCACCUUCUGCAGAAACAUGGAGCAUCUGAUGUGCGCUGGACUGUGGUGCCUGGUAGAAGGAGACACAUCCUGCAAGACCAAGCUGGACCCUCCCCUGGAUGGCACCGAGUGUGGGGCAGACAAGUGGUGCCGCGCGGGGGAGUGCGUGAGCAAGACGCCCAUCCCGGAGCACGUGGACGGAGACUGGAGCCCAUGGGGCGCCUGGAGCAUGUGCAGCCGAACAUGUGGGACGGGAGCCCGCUUCCGGCAGAGGAAAUGUGACAACCCCCCCCCUGGGCCUGGAGGCACACACUGCCUGGGUGCCAGUGUGGAACACGCAGUCUGUGAGAACCUGCCCUGCCCCAAGGGUCUGCCCAGCUUCCGGGACCAGCAGUGCCAGGCGCAUGACCGGCUGAGCACCAAGAAGAAAGGCCUGCUGACAGCUGUGGUGGUUGAUGAUAAGCCAUGUGAACUCUACUGCUCACCCCUCGGGAAGGAGUCCCCACUGCUGGUGGCCGACAGGGUCCUGGACGGCACACCCUGCGGGCCCUACGAGACCGAUCUCUGCGUGCACGGCAAGUGCCAGAAAAUCGGCUGUGAUGGCAUCAUUGGGUCUGCGGCUAAAGAAGACAGAUGCGGGGUCUGCAAUGGGGACGGCAAGACCUGCCACGUGGUGAAGGGUGACUUCAGCCACGCCCGGGGGACAGGUUAUAUCGAAGCUGCCAUCAUUCCUGCUGGAGCUCGGAGGAUCCGUGUGGUGGAGGAUAAACCUGCCCACAGCUUUCUGGCUCUCAAAGACUCCGGUAAGGGAUCCAUCAACAGUGACUGGAAGAUAGAACUCCCCGGAGAGUUCCAGAUUGCAGGCACAACUGUUCGCUAUGUGAGAAGGGGGCUAUGGGAGAAGAUUUCUGCCAAGGGACCAACCAAACUACCGCUGCACUUGAUGGUGUUGUUAUUUCACGACCAAGACUAUGGAAUUCAUUAUGAAUACACUGUUCCUGUAAACCACACUGUGGAAAAUCAAAGUGAACCAGAAAAACCGCAGGAUUCUUUGUUCAUCUGGACCCAUAGCGGCUGGGAAGGGUGCAGUGUGCAGUGUGGAGGAGGAGAGCGCAGAACCAUCGUCUCGUGCACACGGAUUGUCAACAAGACCACAACUCUGGUGAACGACAGUGACUGCCCUCAAGCAAGCCGCCCAGAGCCCCAGGUCCGAAGGUGCAACUUGCACCCCUGCCAGUCACGGUGGGUAGCAGGUCCGUGGAGCCCCUGCUCGGCGACCUGUGAGAAAGGCUUCCAGCACCGGGAGGUGACCUGCGUGUACCAGCUGCAGAACGGCACACACAUCGCUACGCGGCCCCUCUACUGCCCGGGUCCCCGGCCGGCGGCAGUGCAGAGCUGUGAAGGCCAGGACUGCCUGUCCAUCUGGGAGGCAUCUGAGUGGUCACAGUGUUCUGCCAACUGUGGAAAAGGGGUGCGGAAACGGACUGUGGCGUGCACCAACUCACAAGGGAAAUGCGAUGCAUCCACCAGGCCGAGAGCCGAGGAGGCCUGCGAGGACUACUCAGGCUGCUAUGAGUGGAAAACCGGGGACUGGUCUACGUGCUCAUCGACCUGCGGGAAGGGCCUGCAGUCCCGGGUGGUGCAGUGCAUGCACAAGGUCACAGGGCGCCACGGCAGCGAGUGCCCCGCCCUCUCGAAGCCUGCCCCCUACAGACAGUGCUACCAGGAGGUCUGCAACGACAGGAUCAAUGCCAACACCAUCACCUCCCCCCGCCUUGCUGCUCUGACCUACAAAUGCACGCGAGACCAGUGGACGGUGUAUUGCCGGGUCAUCCGAGAAAAGAACCUCUGCCAGGACAUGCGGUGGUACCAGCGCUGCUGCCAGACCUGUAGGGACUUCUAUGCAAACAAGAUGCGCCAGCCACUGCCAAGCUCGUGACGCGCAGCCCCGGGGGUCGCUCAAGGCUCAGACUCGAGGUCUGAAACCCGCCCACCCCCAAGCGUCCCAGCCUUGCGGCCAUGCCCCCACAAGGCUACCACAAGAAUACAACUGCAUAGAGCAUGAGUGUGGACUUGACGUUUGCCAUUAAAGCUUCUGUACUUAAUAUAUUGUUAACAGCCACUGGAUGGCUCUCGACACUGAGGAAAAAGGAGGCAUGAGUCACAAAAUAACUUUCAUUUCUAGGAUUCCAGGUACCUCGAAGGGAAGCACCUCUGGCAGACGACCGUCAAGAGAGAGACACCAUUUAGUGUUCCUGUCUUGGCUCGCUUUCGACAUUUGAAUUCCCAGUGCUUGGUGUAUCAUGGAGGAAACAUCCCCAAAACCAGACAUGUUAGAAGAGGCUUUAUUCUGAAAGCCGGCGACACCCUGGAGGGAGGGGCAGGUGUUGGUGAGCCUCUACCCAUGGCUUCUCUGGAGAGGGCCGGGCUGCUGAGCCCAUGUUUUCUCUUCAUCUACCUUCUUGACCACAUGAGAACCAGGACAUUGCUUCCAUGCCUGUCUCUGACAACAGAGUCUCUAAAUCCUAAGUGUUGCCUUGGAAGUCUCGUCCCUGAGAGUGUAAACUAUGUAUGCCAGCGAGGACAACAGUGCCACGCAGUUCACACCACCCACAUGGGAAGAAUGUUCCAAGACAGUCUGGGUUUGGGGAAGCAUCUAAUUUUCAGAGCUCUGCUGUCCACCAUGUAGGGAAACAGAAGGGCCUUUCUUCAAGGUGCUGUGAAAUGGGAAACGGUAAUUGUGGUGAUGGGGUUGCUGCCUAAGGCAAAGGUAAGCUUGGGCCAUCUUCGUUGGGGCAGAUGGGCACCUGCCCCACCUUCCGGGACCAUCCACUCUGGCCCGCACUUCCUAAAGCUUUGCACCUUAGAGAUGCUGUACCACAUGCCAGUGGCUUUCUACCAACCUUGGCCAUGUAUCUGAAGACGACAUUUGGGACCUCUGAGGACAAAAACCCAGGCCUAGCAUGUAUAGAGCAAGGCCUGACGGCUCUAUCCUGGCACGGAGCAGCCUGAUGUGGCAGGACCAGGGGAGGAACGCCAUCUGGCCCGCACUGCUGCACACCCACUGAGCCUUCCUGUAGCCCAGACUUUGUGGUAGCCAUUAUCACGCCUGUCAUCACUGACCCAUCUUCUUGGUAGGGCAAGGAUGAUGCAUGAUGAAGGUCCUUCCCUCCUGCAGCCCCCUCACGCCUGGUAGCAGAUGACCAGAGUGGCCUCUUUGAGAACACAAAGGAUGGUAGAACUCUGCCUGCAAGGAGGCCGGGAAGGCUGGAAACAGAGACCCUAGAUGCCAGGACGCCUGUUUUGCUCACCAACUUGGUGGGCAUUUCAUGGGUGCUUAUGUUCUAGGAUGUUACCGUAAGAAACACACCUCCUCCCUGAUUUCAGACAGAAGAUCUCACUUGGACUAAUUUCCAUGGGAUCAUCUCCCAGUGCUUCUUGAUUUAUUGGUGCUGUGUUUCUGUGUUUUGUUUUGUUAGAUGUCACAACAGUAGAGUUAGCUUAAAUCAGAAAGAAACCUCUCUGUCUUCUC